AUGAGUCUUGGGGUGGGAAGAGUAGAGCGGUGUGAUGCGGCGUGGGGUGCAGUGAAGGAGCGUGGCACGGGGGCGGGCGUGGCGACGUCGCGCGACGCGAGCGACCUGCUUCGAUCUGCGCUGACUACUGCACGCGCACCGCCGCGCCCGCCCGCCGCCGCCGCCUCGCCCCUCCCCGCUGGCGGCAGCUGCGAGAGGCUGCGGCGGUUUGGAGGGGUUGGGGGGUCACUGCGCUCGCAUGACGACGCGACGCGGGGCGGCGCCCUCCAUCACGUUUGCAAGAGUGAAACAUAAUGGAAAGAAGAAAUUCAGAAUCUGAUAGUGGAGAGAUAGAGGAGAGGUUGUUUGCACCAGAGCCUCCAAAACAGGACUCUGUGAAAGUGCUUGCAGUGUUUCUUCUAUACAGUAUGGCAAUGUUUAGUGUUCCUUUUGCUGCUUUCUUCGGAACCAAGUAUACUCUUAAACAUUCAUUUCAUAUAGAAGGAUUUGCAAAUACUGCGUGGUCAGUAGUUGUUGCAGUUGUAGUUAUUAAUGUAAUUAUCCUAAUGUAUGCAUGCAGAGGAUAUGAAGAAAUAAAAGAAGAAGAAAGACAACAAGAAAUAAGUACAACAAUGACUGAUAAAAGAGAUAAAAGUGAUCUGAAUUCAAAGAAGAAAGAUUGAAGAUACAUUGCUAAUUGCUGUAGGUGUAAUUAUUUUACGAAAUGUACAUUUUCACUUUUAAAUCAACAUUUGUUAAGAUCUAAAUAAAUCCGGUAGUUUGGUGACGGUAGCUGAAAAAGAUAACAAUGCUUUGUAUGUUUUUUUGAACACUCUGAAGGACUGUCAUAAAGUUGUUUGUUGUUUUCUGUUGAGAUAAUUUUAGAACCUGGUCUAAUUAAUUUGUAAUAUAUUAGAAUGAUAUCAAUUGUAUAUAUUUUUUCAAAUUUCUAGGAUUUGUAAAAUUAAAAUAAACAAUGCUGUAAUGUGCAUAUUUAGCAGAUUUGAGUAUUCACUUGACAAAUAUAAAACAAAUUAUAUAGUGAUCAGUAUUAACAUAGAUUUUUUAUUUUAUACCUCUUAAGUUUUGUCCAAAGAAGAUCAAAAACUCAAAGAAAGACAAAAUGGUAUCAUGUGGAGUGUCAUAUGUUUAGUUACAGAGAAAUCGGUAGAACUUCAAACAUUGUUAAUACUUCAGAAACAGCAAUGGUUCUAAUACUGAUAUGUGUCACUUCUGUGGAGG
Molecule: messenger RNA, 1221 nt
Organism: Gryllus bimaculatus (two-spotted cricket)
Lineage: Eukaryota; Metazoa; Arthropoda; Insecta; Orthoptera; Gryllidae
Source: the annotation of a GenBank genome assembly